CUGCCUGGCAUACUGCAGAAGCAUUGCUGUAUUUUACCUGACAGGAACACAGAGUCACAGUGUACACUCUGUGGGGAGCCUGAAGAAGAAGAGGGUGGCGAUCUGCUCAAGUCGGGCUUCAGUUUUCCAGGGACGCCAGAGGAGGAGCUAGACCAGCAGUACUCAUGGUCGCCUUCUCAGCACUUCAAUGAAGAAAGAUACUCUCCUGCUCCGAGGAAUAUGAAAGGAUUAUCUGGUAGUCGCAAUCAACCACAGUUAUGUUCAGCUCAUACUUGUGGCUUAGCAUCCCCUGAAGAUUGUGAACAUACCCACGACCAUAUCCACCAUGGGCAGGAGCCAAGGCCAUCGUAUCUUCUCAGCCCCACGGAGAGUUGCCCGCUGGACCACCAUCGUUGCUCCCCACGCAGCUCCAUCCAUUCUGAGUGCAUGAUGAUGCCCAUGGUAAUGGGCGAUCACAUGUCAAGUAGCACUUUCCCCAGAAUGCACUACAGCUCACAUUACGACUCAAGAGACGACUGCGCCAUGUCUCACGGGAACCCUAAGAUUAACCGUAUUCCUGCAAAUCUUUUGGACCAAUUUGAGAAACAGCUUCCUCUUCACCGGGAUGGGUUUCAUACUUUACAGUACCAGCGGACCUCAACAGCUGCGGAACAACGCAGUGAGAGCCCGGGAAGGAUACGCCAUCUCGUUCAUUCCGUCCAGAAACUUUUUACUAAAUCUCAUUCUCUGGAAGGAUCAUCCAAGGGCAAUGUUAAUGGAACAAAGGGGGACAGUCGAGGGGACGAUCAUCAUCAUGGGCACCAUUCCAAGCAUAGCAAAAGGAGUAAAAGUAAGGAGCGAAAACCAGAAGGCAAGCAUAAGUCUGGAAUGAGUAGCUGGUGGAGCUCAGAUGAUAAUUUGGACAGCGAUAGCACUUACCGAACCCCUAGUGUGGUAAAUAGGCACCAUACAGAUCACAUAUCCCAUUGCUAUCCUGAGGCACUCCAGGGGCAUUUUGGGGAUCUCUCAUUGAAGACUUCCAAAAGUAACAAUGAUGUGAAGUGUUCGGCUUGUGAAGGGCUACCAAUGACCCCUGAUAGUAAAUAUAUGAAAAGGAGUUCUUGGUCCACGCUUACAGUAAGUCAGGCUAAAGAAGCUUAUCGCAAAUCAUCACUGAACUUAGAUAAGCCUCUGGUUCAUCAGGAAAUCAAACCUUCCUUGAGGCCAUGCCAUUACCUUCAGGUACCUCAGGAUGAAUGGGGAGGAUACCCAGCUGGUGGGAAAGAUGAAGAGAUCCCAUGCAGAAGAAUGAGAAGUGGGAGCUAUAUUAAGGCCAUGGGAGAUGAAGAAAGUGGUGAUUCUGAUACUAGCCCCAAGACAUCGCCAAAAUUAACAGUUCGACCAGAGUCAUUAUUAAAAUCCAUUGGGCAAAGACCACUUGGAGAUCAUCAAAAUCAGAGCUACCUUCAAACUGCAAGUGACGUGCCUGGGGGUCACAACCUGGAUCCCUCUGCAAACUACAAUUCCCCAAAGUUUCGCUCAAGGAAUCAGAGCUAUAUGAGAGCAGUGAGCACGCUCAGUCAGGCCAGCUGUGUUAGUCAGAUGAGUGAAGCAGAGGUUAAUGGACAAUUUGAAUCGGUGUGUGAAUCAGUGUUUAGUGAAGUUGAAGCUCAGGCAAUGGAUGCCCUUGACCUCCCUGGGUGUUUCCGAACAAGAAGCCACAGUUACUUGCGUGCCAUUCAGGCAGGCUAUUCCCAAGAUGAUGAAUGUAUACCUGCGCUGACAUCUUCCAACAUCACCUCAACCAUCAGGUCAACCACAGCUGUAACUUAUACAAGUUACAAAAAAACACCACCACCAGUACCCCCUCGUACCACUUCCAAGCCACUGAUCUCCGUCACGGCACAGAGCAGCACAGAAUCCACCCAGGAUGCAUAUCACGACAGCCGGACUCAGAGGAUAUCCCCAUGGCCACAGGAUGGGCGAGGGAUGUACAACUCCACUGACAGCUUGGACAGCAACAAGGCCAUGAACCUCGCCCUGGAGACAGCGGCUGCCCAGCGCCACGCGGCCGAGAGCCAGAGCACCUCCAUAAGGACCAGUGACAAGGCCAUCCUGGUGACAAAGGCAGAGGAGUUUCUUAAGAGUCGACGUUCCUCUAUAGGGAUCCAGGAAUCAGCUUUGCCAGAAAAUGUAUCUUUUGUGUUGAAUUAGGUGGAAACAGCAACUGAUUCAGAUACUGAAAGUAGAGGUCUACGGGAAUACCACUCUGUUGGAAUACAAGUGGAAGAUGAAAAACGACAUGGACGAUUCAAGCGCUCAAACAGCGUAACAGCAGCUGUCCAGGCCGACCUGGAACUGGAGGGUUUUCCAGGACACAUCACCAUGGAGGAUAAGGGACUUCAAUUUGGCUCGUCAUUCCAGCAGCACUCAGAGCCCAGCACACCCACCCAAUAUAGUGCAGUGAGAACUGUACGGACACAGGGACUGUUCAGUUACAGAGAAGAUUAUAGGACCCCAGUUGACACCUCAAACCUUCCACCACCAGAACCCUGGCUAGAGCCAGCCAUUGAGACAGUAGAGACUGGUCGAAUGUCUCCUUGUCGACGGGAUGGAUCUUGGUUUAUGAAGUUACUACACACUGAAACUAAGAGAAUGGAAGGCUGGUGCAAAGAAAUGGAAAGAGAAGCAGAAGAAAAUGAUCUUUCUGAAGAAAUCCUAGGUAAGAUCAGAAGUGCUGUUGGAAGUGCUCAGCUCCUCAUGUCUCAGAAAUUCCAGCAAUUUUAUUGGCUUUGUCAGCAAAAUCUGGACCCGAGUGCCAUGCCAAGACCAACUUCCCAGGACCUUGCAGGUUUCUGGGACUUACUGCAGCUCUCAAUUGAAGAUGUCAGCAUGAAGUUUGAUGAACUGCACCAGUUGAAACUCAAUGAAUGGAAAAUAAUAGAAUCACCUGAAAGGAAGGAAGAAAGAAAGAUUCCCCCUCCUGUACCAAAGAAGCCCCCAAAAGGAAAAUUCCCUAUCACAAGAGAAAAAUCUCUGGACCUACCUGACAGACAACGACAAGAAGCUAGAAGACGGCUGAUGGCUGCCAAGCGAGCAGCCUCUUUCCGGCAGAAUUCAGCCACAGAGCGUGCAGACAGCAUUGAGAUCUACAUCCCAGAGGCUCAAACCCGGCUUUAA
Messenger RNA from Poecile atricapillus (Black-capped chickadee), 3159 nucleotides. RefSeq names its product DLG associated protein 2 (gene DLGAP2). Lineage: Eukaryota; Metazoa; Chordata; Aves; Passeriformes; Paridae. The record is from RefSeq and is a predicted model, not a curated record. Gene Ontology annotation, biological process: signaling. The transcript is spliced from 14 exons. Gene Ontology annotation, cellular component: glutamatergic synapse; postsynaptic specialization. Gene Ontology annotation, molecular function: molecular adaptor activity.